AUGAGUUUUGAACAGCCCUUUUUUGGAACAGUGCAGAUGAAAGCAGCAGCAGCAGCAAUUGUGCCGCCUUUUCAUUUUGAAUUCAAAAACUUCUGUUGUGUUAGUGUUUGUGCAUCUUCUUUUUUUGAGUGUGUAUGCUUAAAAAUGGGAGAAACGAAGGAAUUGUUUCAUUUCUACGGAAACCAGAAUAUGCAGCAGUGGUUGAAAGAAGUGUUUCGAAAAGAAAAUAUCCCAUCCUUUGAUGAAACUCCUGAAUUCAUUGAAGCUUUAAAAAAAGUUAUGAAUGAAAAUGAGGUUGCAGAAAAUGAUGCAAAGGCAAUAAUUAAAGCUAAAGAAAAUAUGAGAGAUUUUUACAAUGCAAAAAUUCAUUUCUUUACAGUUGAGGAAUUACAGCUGGUUACUGAUUUUAUUCAAUUAAAUUCUGAAACGUAUGGAAGAGUUCAAAGAUUAGCUUCUAUGGCUGAAAAAAUGAAACUAAAAGAGCCUAGCCCUUCUAAUUUCCUUUUAGCUAUGACUGAAAUUGAAGAUAAAGAAUUUAUAAAGGCAGAAAAAGAGUUUAUUUCUAGUCAUUAUAUGUCGAUUUUCAGCCACAAGGUAAAAAAUACCAUAAAGAUGAAUGAGAAACUGAGAAGAUAUUUGAAGUCAUUAACCAAAAUUGUUGAAAUGCAGAAAUCUCACUACUCUGAAAUUAUGAAAGGUAUGGCAUAUUUUGAUGGAAAGAAAGGCAAUUUGGAAGAAAUGAUUAAGAAGAGCCAAGAAAGAUUGCAUGAAGCUAAUUAUUGGCAAAUUGAAGGAAUUCGUCAUUCAGUUUUGGUUGAAAAGGCAAAAAAACUUAAAGAUAUGGAAGAACGUCUAAAAACUUUGGAAAAUAAGUGUGAAGCAUAUCAUUCAUUGAAACCUAGUUUGAAAGCUACAAAUCUUGCAAUCGAGGAGAAAGAAAAAGAACUGCUAAAAUUAGAAGAAGACUUCCAGAAGUUGUUGCAAGUUUUUGAAAAUUCAUAGCUAUUUUUCUGAAAGAUUAAAUCUUUUUUAAAUGGAAAAGACUGUACAUAAGCAUUUGUUUUCUAUUAAAAGUGAAUAUUCCUGCAA
Messenger RNA from Argiope bruennichi, 1089 nucleotides. RefSeq lists its product as uncharacterized. Bases 1 to 1002 code for a protein of 333 amino acids. The transcript has 9 exons. NCBI's taxonomy places the organism in Eukaryota, Metazoa, Arthropoda, Arachnida, Araneae, Araneidae. Gene Ontology annotation, cellular component: HAUS complex; cytosol. The record is from RefSeq and is a predicted model, not a curated record. Gene Ontology annotation, biological process: spindle assembly.